Molecule: messenger RNA, 15859 nt
Organism: Paramuricea clavata
Lineage: Eukaryota; Metazoa; Cnidaria; Anthozoa; Malacalcyonacea; Plexauridae
Source: the annotation of a GenBank genome assembly
CACAAAUCAAAACAACGUGGCCAUGGAGAAUGCUAUAUAGUUUGAUAUUUUGACCGAAUUUGAUUGUCUUUUUGAAAGAGUUCCUCUCCAAAUAUGUACGAUCGAGCUUCGAGGGACCUCAGUCGACCGCUUAAUACAACAAUUGAUACCGUUGGCCCGGGUAGUUAUGAGUUGCCUAGCUUUUUACACGCGAGAAACAAGGCUGCCGGUAAGUGAUACUGUGAUAGAGCUAUCUUAUUUACGAUAUAUACGGGACCGCGAGAAGGUCUAGAGUACUUAAACAAAAACCUACAAACAGUUUAGACAAUGACAGUUCUAGCUCAACACCUGACCCAGUGACGGAAGGCAUGGACGUUGAUCAAGAUUCAGGUGGGGGUGUUUACAUAUAUUAAAUGGAAUAGCCCAAGGACACAGCUCAACCUGAUCCAGUCGAAAGCUUGCUAAAGGCACCUCUGGCAUGCAGCCACUUUAUAAUUCUUCAUGUCUGAUCACGCGGAGCACAGCUACACAUGUAAAAACACACAAGUUGUUAGAGGUCUGCAAACAAGUUGUUACAAAUCUGUUCACAAGCUGUCGACAAGUUGUGUUCGCACUGCUUGUCCCCAGUUGUUGUAACAAGUUUGGAACAAGCUGUUAACAACUUGUACCAAGCUUGAUGGCAUAUUAUCAGACUUGUUACAAGGUUGUUCUAACAAGUCUGACACAGUCAUGAUAUUAUAACAAGAAUGUUACAAGCUGUUAGGUUCUAACAAGUCUGAUACAGUUAUACAGUCAUGAUAUAACAAGAAUGUUACAAGCUGUUAGGUUGUUCUAACAAGUCUGAUACAGUCAUGAUAUAACAAGAAUGUUACAAGGUUGUUCUAACAAUUUAAGUCUGAUACAGUCAUGAUAUAACAAGAAUUGACAAUUAUACCAGGUUGUAACAAUAUUAUUAUAUCAUCACUGUAUCGGACUUGUUGGAACAACCUAGCUUGCAACAAGUCUGGUAUUACAUUGUUGACAUUAACGGUAUCUAGGUUUACUGAUGCAAUCUUAAAUGUUCAUUCUUUCUCUGGACGGUCCGAGUACACCGCCUGAAAACUCAUGUUGUAACCACACAUUGUUCCUUAUUUUUAAGUCUGAUAAUAUCAACAAGGUUCUUAUACAUUAGUUGUUAACAGUUUGUAAUGUUGUUCAACUAAUUGGGACAAGCAGUGUGAACUCAACUUGUUGACGGCUUGUUAAUUGGCAGACUUGUUACAAGAUGUGAGAGUUUUACGUCACAGUUUACCGUGGAAGGGUCUGCUUGUUCCCAGUUGUCAUAACAAGUUUGGAACAAGCUGAGCUAACAACUUGCAACAAGCUUGAUGGCAUUAUCAGACCAGUUACAAGGUUAUUCUAACAAGUCUGAUACAGUCAUGAUAUAACAAUACAAUCUUGAACUCGAUCUGCAUGUGCCGUUGUGUCACACACAAAAACCUCACAUCUUGUAGCAAAUUAGUCUGUCAACAAGCCGUCAACAAGUUGUGUUUGCAUGCACUGCUUGUCGCAAGUUGUGAACAAGUUUAGAACAAGCUCAGUAACAAUUAAUUUGUAACAACCUUGUCGAUAUUAUCAGGCUUGUUACAAGAUUGUUCCAACAAGUCCAAUACAGUCAUGAUAUAGCAGUAUUGUUACAACCUUGUAACAUUCUUGUUUAUCAUGAUUGUAUCAGACUUGUUAAAAUAUUACCUUGAAAGAUUCUUGCUAUAUCAUGACGAUAUCAGACUUGUUAGAACAACCUUGUAACAAUUAAGUCUGAUAAUGCCAUCAAACUUGUUACAAGUUGUUAACAGCUUGUUCCAAACUUGUUACAACAACUGGGAACAAGCAAUGCGAACACGUACAUUAACUUGUUGAAAGCUUGUUUGCAGAUCUGUAUCAACUUGUGCGUUUUUACUUGUGUAGCAAAUCUUAAGCUGCCAACCUGAGCCGUCAACAAGUUGUGUCCGCACUGCUUGUCCCAAGUUGACAACAAAUUUGGAACAAGCUGUUAACAACUUGUAACAACCUUGUUGCACCGUGAAGCGUGACGAAAAAAUACUGUUUAUCGUUUCAGAACACUUUUCAGCAGAUUCACACAUUUUACCGUUAAAAUACCAAAAAUUUUACCGUUUAUUGAUUUUCAGAGUCCCCAUCCAGACCCUCAGGGCUUAAGCCUGGCGCACAAGAGAAAGUUGCCGAGGUAACCGCCUCGCGUGGCAGCUAGGUCAGCAAGUUUCUCUCGUGCAUGUGCGGAUAGUUUUCGUGAGGAUUUGGCCUCUCGAGGCCUUGAGGAAAAUAUCUAUCGUGUUUGAUAUUUUUCACCUCGCGAGGAAAAAAUCUCAGCAUCUGCGGAUGUUGUGAGCUAAUUAGUGCUAAGCCGCUAGAAUCAAUUAACCAAUGAGAAACCAUAGUUUCUUCAUGUGACUUUGAACAAAAUGGAGGAAAAUGCAAACGAUUUUGUCAAUUAUGUUGUUGUUGAGUAUUUUUAGCUACCACGCGAGUCUCGUGUGCGGCAGGCUUAACACACCGGGGAGCUUAUAUUUUCACAAAAAAUUCUUACAAUACGGUAAUUAAAAUCUGUGCAAAAUUUCUCAAAUUGUUAAAAACUGCAAAUGAUGUCCUAUAGAAUGUGCGCAAGAUGUCUGCGACUCUUUGUGAACCGUUAGAACCGACCAUAUUUUCUUUGGAAAAUAUCCAACAUUUUUCUCAAGGAAAUAUAUUUCAAUCCUCUGCAACAUAAAACUUUUCACUUUGGGCCACUUAAAGGGUUACUGUGAUAAUGGUUAGCAGGCUAUAGUAGGCCUACAUGUGCCUUCAUGGGUUCAAUAUUGUCAAUUUUCUUGUUAUGUUUCACUAGUGGGAUAUGCACCAUUCGGUUCAAUGACCAGUCGAGAAACAUUCGUUGACGUCAGUGAUCAAACAAUAACAGCGCCUGGGCCCGGACAAUAUGAUCCUCUGUUGAAGAAUUUAGAUCGAGUCAGGGGAGGACAGUCCUUGUCAAAUACGGUAAAAGCACAUUGUUAAAUUAAACCAUUCAUUGCUGGCAGUAUACUUUCUCUUAAACUGACAAGUAAAUAUUAAGUGAUAUUGUUCAAAAGUCUGUUAGCGUAAUAGUACACAGUCAUGCAAAAAUCUCGCAUCCUGUAUCUAGCAAGUCUACCUACAAGUCAUCUACAUUAAGUUGUGUUCGAACUACUUCUUUCCAGUGGUUGUUAUAAAUUUGAAACAAGCAGUUCACAACUUGUACCAACUUUGUUGUUGAUGUUAUCAGACUUGUUGCAAGGUUGUUCCAAUGCGUCCGAUACAGUCAUGAUUUAACAAUUUUGUUACAACCUUGUGUCGUUAACAUCUUGUCUGAUAUAUCAAGACGGUACUCUUAUUGAUCCAGUGUUACUACAGGAGGAAACCUAAACUGAACUAACAUUAUUUAUACUGGAUAGCUCCAUCAGUUCUAAAUUGUUCUCCCUAGAGGUCCAGUAAGGAUCAUCUCUUAUUGAUCCAGUGUUACUACAGGAAGAAACCUAAACUAACUAACGUUAUUUAUACUGGGAUAGCUCUAUCAGUUCUAAACUGUUCUUCCUAGAGGUCCAGUAAGAGUCAUCUCUUACUGAUUCAGUGUUACUACAGGAGGAAACCUAAACUAAACUAACUUUAUUUAUACUGGAUAGCUCUAUUAGUUCUAAACUGUUCUUCCUAGAGAUCCAUGCGGUAAGGAUAAUCUCUUAUUGAUCCAGUGUUAUUACAGGGGGGAACCUAAACUAAACUAACUUUAUUUAUACUGGAUAUAGCUCUAUCAGUUCUAAACUGUUCUCUUUAUGGAGAUCCAGUAAGGAUCAUCUCUUAUUGAUCCAGUGUCUCCAAUUAUUUCCGUCACUCACCUUCCAUUUUGUAUUCUUAGUCCGAAAGGUUUGGCAAAUCGAGCGAAAAGAUUCCUGGACCUGGGACAUAUAACCUAUCCAAGCACUCUGAUUGGAUAAAACAACUGCCACAAAAAGCUAUCAGUGAGGAUGAGGUAGUCUAUACUGUUAUAAUUUUACACAUAUGUGAAUUUAAACAUAAGGGGCGGAUCUAGCACCGCCCAGAGAAGUCCAGCACCACCCUAAAAAAUCUGCUGGACCAUACAUUUUCUGCUUUUUGAAUAGCGACUAGCGGAAUUUCUACUGUUAGCGCGUGUCGAUUUCUUGAGACGAUUGAUUUAAAUAUACAUAUAUAGAUUGAAAAUAUAUCAGAGUGAGAAUGCUUUUGUUAAAUAUCAUGGCUAAAUAUGUAAACAUAUUGAGGUUGUUAGAUAGCCAUAUUUUCAAAUAUAUACUGUAUACUUUAACAAGCAAAUUUACUGCACUGUGCUACAGCAACUGUCCAGUCACGCAUACACGUGAUAAAAGCCAAUAUAAGCUUUGUAAACAAAAGAUAAAUAAUGUAAAACGUAACAGAACCGUAAACAUGCAGAUUCGGCCAUCUCAAAUAAUGGUAAUGUUGGGAUAGUAGCGUUGCAGACCCUCCUUGCACAUUAGGGUAGAUCCGCUCUGAAUUUAAAACUGCAGCAAUAAGUAGAGAUACCGUACGUAACGUUUUUGACUAAUUUUUUGUUCUGAUAUAGAAUCAACAAGGACGUCGCAUCAUAUUUCUAAGGAAGACAGACCCUCCUUCGAUUCCCUCGCCCGGCAAGUCUUAUGGCUACGAGGAAGCGACUGACGGAUCAUUGAAACCUCAGCUAAUGCCAGAUAAAGACUUUUCUAUGGGACCAGCAUAUUAUAAUGUCGAUCAUGUUAGUAUUUAAAGUAACUCCUCUCCUUAAAUCUAUGCAAUAUAUACCUUACAUUAUGCCAAGUUAUGUGCUUUUAUCAUCAAAUGAACAAUUACCCUAAAAUUUUCACCAAUCUGCCCACUGACAAUCUAUAGAACACAAAACAAUAGACUGUCCGAACCUUGUAAACAUUUUUAUUCUAUAAUUACGUUUGGACUAUAAUUUGGAACCCCGUUAUUGGAGAACUAUCUCUGUGUGGAAAUUCCAGUCAUUUGUAACCAUAGUACUCUAUAUAUAAGAUCUAUUGCAAUGGCAAACUUGUAAAAUAAAAAAUAAAAAUAAAAUAAAAUUUAAGUCAGACGAACUGUUCUGAAGAUUCUUCUGAAGAUGACUUAAAUUAUAGUCGAAACGUAAAGAAUAAAAAUGUUGACAAUUUUCGGCGUGUCUAUUGUUUUGUGUUUUAUUAAAAUACUCUAUGGCAACCGCAAUUUUUGACAAUCUAUAGCCUGCUAUGCUUUUGUGAAAGGGAAAUAAUUGUCACAGCUUUGUUAUUCAGCUAUCAAUCAAUGGUUUUUGGCCGCCAGGGUAGGUUGCCCCCGUCCCCAAAUGUCUGGCGGCACUGCCACGCUAGCAGUUGAAGACUGUUUUCCCCAUGCCGAGGAACUAAGGGUCUGUUUAUAUGGGGGGAGUCAGCCCCGGUACCCGAACGGGCCCGCGGUUUGGGCGAGAUCACGCUUUUGUUAUUAUUUCCCUACUUAGUUUCAUUUUGCGUUUAUAUGGGAACCGAGCUGGCCCGCCUAAACGAGAUCCCGCCUCGACUGUGCCGAGAUCUCCGGUAAACGGGCUGGGAAUUUUCCAUAUAAACGCAAAGACCUGGGCUGGCCUAAGUUGGCUCAAGUCAAGUCAAUUUAUUUUGCCACACAUAGAGUAGAUACAAAAAAUAUAAAUAUGUAGUUAUAUAUAGUAUUAAGGCAAGGAAGCCCAAAUGAAACCAAGAGGCUUAUGAGUUUUGAGUGUUAUUGCUAUGUUCACGCGAACAUAUUGUUGAAAAUGAGAUAUUUUCGACCGAUUUCGAUCUUAAAACGUCUCUGUGAACGGUUCUGUGGUUUACAUCGGUCAAGGUUGCUUGCGAAAGUACGAAUUUGAGAUUGGUGAAAAAAUAUAUUUAUAUCACACGAUUUAUAGCAGCGAGACCUGUAUCUAACCGGACACGUUUUGGCGAGACAGUCCGCCUCAAAAGUCUCAUGUAAACACGCGGGAUGAAUUCAGCUCGGCAAAGCGGACUAGCUCGGGUACCCAGGCUGGCUCGCCCCAUAUAAACAGCCCCUAACAAUCAUUCUGGAUUGGUCCAGUGUUACAAUAAACAAAAUUAUUAUUAUAUAGUAUAUGCAGAUAUUACAUGAACACACUUCAGCCAAAUAUAUUUUACAGCUUACUUUUAUUUUUCAUUACAUGCAGAGAGACACUCAAACGACAAGGAAUUACAAAGGUGUUUAUUUUGGAAAGAAGGAUUCAAAACGUCACAAUUUUCGGGGUAAAUAUCUUCCGUUAUCGCAACUAUACAUGUACCAUCCUCGUUUCCAGGGCUUCUUGGCCGUGCGCGACCUUCACAGGCCAUGGGAUACACGGAAUCGGAAAUGCAAGAAAACUUGCAGUAGUCUCCAAAGCGCAUGCUCGAUUAGCAAGGUUAUAUAUGAUCCAGGAGUAGAUCUAGCCUCAUCUGCAAGGAGGGGUGCAGGUUUUCCAUGGGGCGGUGCUGGUCUUCUCUAGGGGGUGGGGUGGGGGGAUAGACACCACUGGGAGGAGGGGGGGUCCGCCCCUGGUUUGAUCGAUGCUAAAAUGUAUUUUUUUUCCCUCAGGAAACACACAAGGACCAGGACCUGGCGCAUACAAUCCUUACGAACUACCAGACAACAAAGCACCAAUAGAUUUGGUAAUUAUUUUUUGAAUUAAUUAGUAUCAAUUAAAUUGAACAUUGUGUGUUUGUGGCGUGGCGCUUUUAAUUUUUGUGGUAUUUGUAAAUUCACAGAUCAUAGAAGAACACAACAAAAGAUUCUUCGAAGCAAAAGUAAGACUAUACAAAGGGAACAUUUAGUUUAAAAAAGGAGAUUGUUUUGUAUAUUACAUAACGUGCGCUCGUUUCGACACGUUUCUUAAAAGACAAACAAACUUAAAAAGUAUGUUUAGUGCUUUACCUUUAAUUAAAAUUAUGCUAAAAUGAAUGAAGAGAUUGUAGAUCAUGUUACGCCAACGAGAAAAUUAUGUCUGAAGUUCAGUAAGUUGUGCUUACUGCACUUUUGAAUCAUCAUUGAUAUAAUUGUAUUUUAUGAUUGUAUGUUCCAAUUAUUUUGUGGUUCUCAACCGCCAGAUACAUUUAAAAGGUUGCUAACUGUGUAAACUACAAAAUAAAGCUAAAACAAAGUAAUUUUGAGAGGAACGCCAAAAAGAUUUUAAGUUUUGAACACUUUUCAUCGCAAAUAUGCGACAUAUAGAAAAAAUGCCUCGAAACCAUUUGAAGAUAAAUAUUAACGCCUAGCAUUUAACUUUCAAACAACGGAUGAUUUCCAUUUUAAAUGGCGCUAUCCGUCAGUGUGUCAAUCGUUACUGUUGUUAACCAGUUGAAUUUAUUUUUACAAAUGAAUGUGUUUUCAGAUUCCUAGAUACCAUGAACUAAUUCCCAAAGAAGAGGAAAAGAAGGCAAGAUUGAAGAAUUAGUUUUAUUAUUAUUUUACCCUUCCUAACGGGCAGAUCUAGGCUCAUCUGCAGGGAGGGGUGCAGGUUUUCCAUGGGGUGGUGCAUGAGGGAGCCUUACUGCCCACUCUCCUCUGCAGUCUGCAACGCUACUAUCCCAACAUUACCAUUAUUUGAGAUGGCCGAAUCUGCAUGUUCGCCGUUCUGUUACGUUUUUAAUGAACCAAUCCCCAAUUAACCAAAAUUUUGAACUCAACAAGUCUAGACAAAAAUUUCAUCACAGCAAGUUUCGUUGCAAAAUGUUGUAAAAUGCGGAUAUUGUAGCCUUGGGAAGUUUGCAAUUUUCAGUCAUUUUAGAUUACAAACGGGAAAUGGUUACCACUUCUGUGCGUAAUACAAAAUGACUGAAAAUUACAAACUUCGUAAGGCUAUAUUAUCCGCAUUUUACAACAUUUUGCAACGAAACUUUGGAAUAUUACUAAUUUUGUGAUGCUCUUUCAAGCUGUGAUGAAAUUUUUGUUUAGGCUAGUUAAGAUAAAAAUUUUGGAAAAGUGGUAACCAUUUCCCGUUUGUAAUCUAAAAUGACUGAAAAUUGCAAAUUUCGCAAGGCUAUAUUAUCCGCAUUUUACGACAUUUCGCAACGAAACUUUGGAAUAUUACUAAUUUUGUGAUGCUCUUUCAUGCUGUGAUGAAAUUUUGUCUAGACUUGUUGAGAUCAAAAUUUUGGUUAAUUGGGGAAUGGUCCAUUACAUUAUCUUUUGUUUAUAAAGUUUAUAUCGGCUUUUUAUCACGUGUGCAUGACUGAACAGUUGCUGUAGCACAGUACAGCAAAUUUACUUGUUAAAGUAUAGAGUAUACAUUUGGAAAUAUGGUAGCUGUAUAACAACCUCAACAUGUUUACAUAUUUAACCAUGAUAUCUAACUAAAGCAUUCUGAGUAUUUUCUCGUGAGCUCACUAAUUAAUUGAAUCGUUUCAAAAAAUCGAAAAUCUAACAGUAGAAGUUCCGCUGAUCGCUUUUUGAAAAGCAGAACUGAAUUGUAUGGUCAGGCAGAUUUUUUUAGGGUGGUGCUGGGCUUCUCCAGGGGGUGCUAGACACCAUGCACUUGGUGGGGUACGCUAUAAGUGUUGCAAAUAUUAUAUGAACUUAUCAUCAAAACUUGAGGCAUGAUUUGGCAGAACAUUUGCUUCUAGGGUAUAAUUUGUUGUCUUUUUUUCUAGGGUGUACCAGCUCCAGGACAUUAUCAGAUCAAAAGUCAAUUUGAACAUCAUAAAGUCUUGCCCGAAACAGACCAUACAGCGCUGGUCGCACCAUUUGGCUCACAAGCAAGAGUAAGACACUUUUAUAAAACCGUAUUCAGCUGGGCUCAAACUAUAACGGCCGGUCGACGCACAAUGGCCGGCCAGAAUGCCUCUUGACCGGUCACUCUUUUACGUCUUCGGUCAUUUUGACCGGCCACAUUUUUAUGCCUUCAAAUGUGAUUGCUGACGUCUUAAAUUAAAACAUGAAAAUCGAAACAAGUCACUAAUAGUUUGUUUCACUGUUAGUGUAAGCGUAUCAAUGGCCGGUCAAAAACAGAUUUUGACCGAGCUAAAAUCAAGUUGACCGGUCAUUUUGACCGGAGACCUAUCCCCGGUUAUUUUGAGCCCUAUAUACCUUGACAUGCUAUAAAUUCGUUUUUGUUCACGCUUUUAUAUAUACGAUAGGCAGCCCAAUACUAGCUAGGCGUGUUAAAUAUUUGACUAAAAUAUUCAAACUUUUAAAAGGAGAUUUUUUCUUUUUUCUUAAUUUUUAAUACGUUUCUCAAGCGGCAAACAAACUUAAAAAGUGUGUUUAGUGCUUUAUCUGUAAAAUUAUGCUAAAAUGAAGAGAUUUUAGAUGGUACGCCAAAGAGAAAAUGAUGUCUGAAGUUCAGUAAGUUUUGCUUAUAUUGCUGUAUAAAUAUGGCGUCAAUUUUACAGCAUCAAUGAUAAUUGUAUUUAUAUCAGUUGACAAUAUUCGACUACUAUUUUGUGUUUCUCAACCGCCAGAUGCAUUUUCAAAAGGUUGCUAACUGUGUAAACUACAAACUAAAGCUAAAACAAAGUAAUUUUGAGAGGAACGCCAAAAAGAUUUUAGGUUUUGAACACAUCGCAAGUACGCCACAUUGUACUGUAGUCUGACUCUGUAGCCACAUAUACAGGGUGUUCCAAAAAAAGUGCUCAAGUUCAGUAACGAAGUACAUUUACUUCGUUACUUGACACCACUGUUCUAAAGGGGAACAUUUUUGGGACACCUUGUAGUCCAGGUCUAUUGCCCCAGAGUCCAAGAAUAGAUCAUGUAUAACAGCCAAUAUAUAUUAUGUUAACAAUUGUCUCCUGUUUUACAACAGAGAUUUGAUGGCAGCUCUAACUUAUUCCCAGCACCUGGAAGUUAUAAUGAUCCAAGAACAGCUUUUGAAACUUUAAGAAGGUAACAAAAAUAUACAGCCAAUGGACCUUUCCCCUUAUAACUAAAAUUUGGAUCUUGGCAAAAAUUUCAUCACAGUUUGAAAGAGCAUCACAAAAUUAGUAAUAUUCCAAUGUUUCGUUGCGAAAUGUUGUAAAAUGCGGAUAAUAUAGCCUUGCGAGGUUUUCCGUUUUUCAGUCAUUUUGUAUUACGCAUGGGAAAUUGACAUCCCAAACGGGUGUUGGGGCAUCAAUUUCCCGUUUGUAAUACAAAGUGACUGAAAAUUGCAAAUUUCGCAAGGCUAUAUUAUCCGCAUUUUACAACAUUUCGCAAAGAAACUUCGGAAUACUACUAAUUUUGUGAUGCUCUUUCAAGCUGUGAUGAAAUUUUUGUCUAGACUUGUCUAGAUCAAAAUUUUAGUUAUAAGGGGAAAGGUCCAUUCAAAAAGGUUGUCCUUUGCAAACCUUAAACUCUAAGCGCGCAAAGCUUAAUUAAUGGGAGCACAAGUUUCAAGCUUAGUAGUUGAAUAUUGCAGCUAUUUGUGAAUGAAUUGUUCUCGUAAGGAGAUAUUUACCAUGUCUCUAACAAAUGGGCCACAUAUAUGAUUUCUAAACUCAUUAGGCGUAAAAAAAAUUCCUGUGGUUCCGGUUCCCGACCGACCCUUUUCAACGCGAUUGACCGUGCGACCCUAUUUUCUCCAGGUGGUUGCGGGCUGCUCAUACAGCGUGCCAAAAUGGCGUCUGUUGUCACACUAAUUAUUGAUGCAAAUUGCCUAAAUUCGCCAUAGAAAAUACGCAUCUCUAGUUAAUAUUGAUGUCGGGAAGUGCAAAUCGCCCAGCAAAAAACCACCAAAACCAUGAAAAAAAUAUUCAAAAAAAAAUUUAUUUCCGACCUACCGACCCUAAUUUUUUCACGAUAUGAAACCGGAACCACAGGUGUUUUUUUUACGCCUUAAAUGAUGCUCCCAUUAUGCUUUGCACGCUUAGAGUUUAAGGUUUAGACUUUUUGAAUGUUUCCAAAGGACAACCUUUUUUGAAUUAGCUGUAUAUAUAUUUUCUAUCCGACAGUAAGUAAUCUAAAACACGUUUUCAGCUGUAUAAAUGAUCAUAUCUCUACUAUAGGGUGAAAGGCAUUAAAGGAACUCCGUUUGGGCAAACUUCGAUAAGAUUUUAUGACAACAAGCACACUAAGAGUGUACCAGGUACUGAACUUCAUAUUUAUGCAAAGAUAUUUUUAUAGAGCGUUUGCACUCCAUGGCCAGAUUUUGAGAGGAGGUGCGCACCUCGCCUGAGAUAGUUUUGUACCUCCCCUGAGAUUUUUGAACCUCUCCUGAAAAGUCAUGCACCUCUCCUUGGGAAUGGUAAUGGAAGUUAAAUUUUGACAAAUUUCUUUGUGUUUGAUGUUUGUGUGAUGUUACUCUGAGUGUAUAUCCACACCGGGCAGGCUUGAAAAAUGUGCCUGGCCACGGCGGGAUUCGAACCUACGACCUGUGGAAUACUAGCCCAAUGCUCUGCCAACUGAGCUACGCGGUCAGGUUGGUUCGAGUAUGCGAUAUUUCGGAACUGAGUCUAGUUCGUCGAUAUCAGUGUAAUCUAAUAAUCAUGAUAUUUGCUGUGUUGGUGUAAUGUACUCAGGUGAAUAUGAUGUCUGCGAUGUUACUCUGAGUGUAUAUCCACACCGGGCAGGCUUGAAAAAUAUGCCUGGCCACGGCGGGAUUCGAACCUACGACCUUUGGAAUACUAGCCCAAUGCUCUGCCAACUGAGCUACGCGGUCAGGUUGGUUCGAGUAUGCGAUAUUUCGGAACUGAGUCUCGUUCUUUCGAUAUCAGUGUAAUCUAAUAAUCGUGAAAUCUGCUGUGUUGGUGUAAUGUACUCAGGUGAAUAUCAUGUCUGCGAUGUUACUCUGAGUGUAUAUCCACACCGGGCAAGCUUGAAAAAUAUGGCUGGCCACGGCGGGAUUCGAACCUACGACCUUUGGAACACUAGCCCUAUGCUCUGCCAACUGAGCUACGCGGUCAGAUCGGUUUGAGUAUGUGAUAUUUCGGAACUGAGUCUAGUUCUUUCGAUAUCAGUGUAAUCUAAUAAUUGUGAAAUCUGCUGUGUUGAUGUAAUGUACUCACGUGAAUAAGAUGUUUGUGUGGAGUUACUCUGAGUGUAUAUCCACACCGGGCAGGCUUGAAAAAUAUGCCUGGCCACGGCGGGAUUCGAACCUACGACAUUUGUACAUUACACCAACACAGCAGAUUUCUUUGUGUUUGUUGUACAGUCAUAAUUCAUGAAUACGUGCAUACGCCACGUAGUUUACUUUAUGGGGGCAGGGGUACAUUCUAACCCCUAACAUUCCCAUGAGCUAGGAUCGCUGCACCUCACCUAAACAGUUUUUCACCUCCUCCCAGCCAUAGCCUAUCGAAGGGAAGAUGGCUGUGCAACUCAUUAGAAUAACAAAUGAAUAUAACUCAUUAUCUAUGUUGGUCAACGUUUAUUCAUAAAUCUAGCUCUGGUCCUUCACCAUCACGUCAACUCACGUGUGUAUUGUAUUUUUCCCAGCUAAUCAAUAGCGAUGUUUUAGGAAAGUCACCUAUCCGUGACUCAAACAAUAGGGAAAUUGGAAAUUGUUAUUGGUGGAUUUGGCAAAAAUACAAUACGCACGUGACGGUGAAGGACCAAAUUUAUGAAUAAACGUUGACUAACAUAGAUAAUGAGUUAUAUUGUUAUUCUAAUGAGUUUUACAGCCAUCUCCCCUUCGAUAGGCUAUGCCCCAGUAUAUUUCCACCAAAAUCCGGCCUUGUUGCACUCAUUCCCCUUGCAGGGACCAACUAACAAAAGCCAUGGCGGCCAUAUUGGUGUUCCAGACAAAAGAGUCUAAUUAAAAUUCUUCUGAAAUUGGCGGCUGUGACGUCAUGUGCAAACUCUGUAAUACAUCAGGAUGUAUAAAAUGGUCUUUCUUCUUUUUAAUACACCCUGGUGUGAACUUUGGCAUUUAAUCGUACAUCAUAUAUUACGUUUUUCCAUUUACGUUUUUCAUACCAAUAAAGAUCUGGGGCCAGUUGUUCAAAGCUGGGUUAGCCUAACCCCAGGUUAACCUAAAAGUGAAAGCAAACUUCCUGACAGCUUGUCUAUAAAAUUGGAAAUAUUUCUUCAGAGAUCUUGUCUGGAUCGAUAGGAGUUUACUUUUCUGAAGUUUUGAAAUAAACAGCGACGUGCAGAAAUACAUUAACUAAAACAGCAGGUUAAUUUUUUACCCAGGGUUAGCGCUAACCCACCUUUGAACAACCGGCCCUGCAGACCUUUAGCAUUGGCGAAUGCUACCUUUCUUUUAUCAUUGCGAUCAAAAAUAGCCAAAUAUGAUCCGAUUUAAAAAUGUCGCUCGAAAUCGCAUUUUAUUUUCCACCGUUGGGAAAUUGCAUGUAAAGCUAUUGUCUGAGUAUUGAAAUUAUUCUCAUUUGGGAUUCAAAUUGAAGUCCCUUGAGUAAAUAUGGCGCAACACAUGUGAAACCAUCAGUCAAGUUUUGACAAACUUUUACUCGGAAUUUUACAUCGAAAUUGAGCGACUACAACAUUUUACAACACUGGAAGCUUGCAGACUAGACUCACAAUGACGUACGUUUUCCCUCGUGUUUUCCAAAUGGGCAACAAACAUUUGGGCAAAUGGAAGAACACUAAAUUGGAAAAACAUUAAAACCCAAAGGUGGAAAAAUGCGAAUUCAACUGCUCCUUUAAAUCAGAUCGCAUUUGGUCAUUUUUAUCCCAACGAUUUGAUAAAGGUGUCUGCAUUUGACAACUAAAAGCCUGGGGCCGGUUGUUCAAACACGAUUAGCGCUAAUCCUGGGUUAAAUUUUAAGCUGCUGUUUUAGUUUAUGCAUUUCUGCACAUCUAUUUAUUUCAAAACUUCAGAGAAGUAAACUUUCAUUGGUCCAGACAUGGUUUGUUAAGAAAUAUUUCCAAGUUUAUAACCAAGCUGUGGGGAAAUUUGCUUUGAAUUUUAAGUUAACCUAGGAUUAAGCUAAUUGUCUUUUGAACAACCGGCCCCUGAUCUGAAUUAUAAAUACGAAAACAUAAGACCUUUAAACGUAAUGAUUAACUCAUGGUAACCUGUCCGAAGUUGAAUUAGCUUUUUUUAUACUUUAUUUGGGCUAGAAUCUAGACAACUUUAUUUCGACAGGAUAUCUCUAUCAGUUCUAAACAGUUUUUGAUUUGUCUUAUUUUCAACAGGCCCUGGUUCAUAUAAUGUCCCCGAUCAAGUAUCAGAAAUUAUCAAGAAAAAUGUGUACGUAUAUGUAAUAUUUAUAGUCGAUAUCUCCGGUUUAUUUCUGCUUAUACUUCGAUGUAUAUGAAAUGUUUCCAUGUUUGCUCACCCGUGGAAACAUUGUUGCGGAAACAAAAUUUGCUUCCCGGGAAGCAAAAAUAUUUCCUAUCAAAUUCAGAAACAUUUGAUGUUUCUCACUAAUGUUUCCCAGUGUUUGCCCACACUGGGAAACAUGGCGAAACAUUGGUAGGAAACAAUGUUUCCUAGUUUGCCCUGGGCUUUAUAUUGUUUUUAGCUUUUGAAUUGCUUUCGUUAAUUGCUAUAAGAAAUUUAUCAAGCAAGGAACUUCGAAUGUUGAAAAGCUGGCCGACAAUUUUUCCAUGGACGCUGACUUUUUGGCCUACAAAAACUGCUUUUUCGCAUAGUGAUUUGUCAACUGUAGGCGUUUAGUCCUCACCCUGUAAUUUAAAUCAAUCAAUGUACUUAAUUUGUUGUUAUUAAUAUAAAAAUCGUGCCUUAAAAUAUCGGUCUGUGACGGCAUUGUCCGACCCAUUCGUGAAAUUGUCCGACGUAGAGAGAAAAACACUGGACAUUCUGUCCGACCUAAAUGAAACUGAAGUUUAGUGUUUUUCAAAGCCUGAAAAUUGAGGCAAACGUUUAUGCAUUCUUUACAGCAUGACAAGCAAGAAAAAAGUCGCCUUUGGCACUUCAUCAGUACGGACCGCACCCAUGACGAGAACCCACGAAGACUCGUUGCCAGGUCCCGCACAUUACACGAACACGGACAAGAAACCAAAACAAGAUGUUCAACUGUCAUCAACGUUCGCUUCUCUCACAGAUAGACUCCAUUCACCACCUCCCAUCGUCAAGGUAUGAUUAUUAAUGAUUAUUAAAUCUCCUCAUGGACUAAGGGAGCGGCCAUUAUUUAUGGCAGGGGGGGGGAGGGUGGGGUGGGAGCACCGAAGAGAAAUGUUUUCCUUGGUAAUAAUUUUGACCCACCCCUGGCCAAAAUCUUUACAAAAGGAUACCAUUCAGUUGUCACACAUGUCCUUUACCACUUCUGUGACACGAGUUUGAUAACUGCUUGUGCAAUUUUCUGCAGUCUAAAGUUUCAUGUUGUCUGCACAUGUACUUUCUUUGGAGACACCAUUUGCCUCCUGACAAAUCGGAAAAUGAUCAAGAUAGUGACUCUGAUUGAUUCACAUAUUGUAUUGACAUCUUUUUAGGGACUGGUCAUUAAUGUGGGGGGGGGGCGGUGUUUGAUAAAUACCAAAUAUUGAACUUUUUUAGAGCCGCCCCAAUCGCAAGACCUUUAUUUUCAAGACGCCCCCACCUUCAUCUAGAAAAUUUAGAAACCCCUCCCCCCAACAUUCAAAUCGUUACAUUUUUUGUGUAAAAUAGGUAAUGGGACACGUAUUGGUGCUUAACAUUGUGUUGCCUAAAUAAUUAGACGACCAGUAUUCAAAAUGGUUAUUUAAUCCGUAAUAUAUAUACGUAAUAAACUAUGUACUGCAUGCACAACUAUGAUAUCAGAGUGAAAUCUAACAAUGGCAUUCUUUAUAUUACAGGACAUCCCCCCACCAGGCUCAUACGAAGUUCGGAAAUCUUACGACAAAACACAAGGUAUGUACUGUAGAUCUUAAUCUUAUUUUACUUAAAGAGAGAACAUUCCUGCAAUAGAAAGCUUUAAUCAGCACUGAGUUCUGUGCAACAUCAGAUUACUUUAAAGUAACUCACAUUCAAGAA